Chelonia mydas (Green sea turtle) is the source of this 1982-nucleotide messenger RNA. RefSeq lists its product as uncharacterized. Bases 86 to 1834 code for a protein of 582 amino acids. The record is from RefSeq and is a predicted model, not a curated record. Gene Ontology annotation, molecular function: transmembrane signaling receptor activity. NCBI's taxonomy places the organism in Eukaryota, Metazoa, Chordata, Testudines, Cheloniidae. The transcript is spliced from 9 exons. Gene Ontology annotation, biological process: cell surface receptor signaling pathway; innate immune response; inflammatory response. Gene Ontology annotation, cellular component: membrane; canonical inflammasome complex.
UCCCUGUCCUAUGUGCAGCAGCAGUUUUCUGACUCUGUCUCUGCUGUUCUUGGCAGUUUGAUGUGCCUUUGUCUGAGGUGGUAGCAUGGCGAGGAAAGCCCUGGAAGAGCUGGAAAAGGCGGAGCUGCAGAGUGUCAAGGGCAAAUGGAGUGGAAUCCAGCGGCAGGCGGGAUAUUACAAGACCACCGACCAGAGCAGACGAGAGAAAGCAGAUGCCAGCGCCCCCACUGACCUGCAGAUCAGCUCCUACGGGAAGGACUAUGGAGCAGAGGUGCUGAGAAUCGAGGACCAGGGACCCACGUCGGAGAUACUCAUUCCCACACCGACAGCUGGGGAACAUUUUGCCAAGCAGCAGAAAGGACUUUUUCCCUAUGCCGCGAGUAGAGAUGUCUUGCCUCAGCUGCCCAUUCAGGCACCAGAGAACAAGCCACACCAAAUGAUCACAGUUGAGAGAACUGACCCAGAGAAGAUGCGGAAGCUGUAUGAGUUGAUUCCAAACUGGGACUCAUGGUUCAAGGGCAUGUUCUACUGGGCACUGAAAUUAACAAACAGAGCCCUCGUCGAAGAGCUGGAGGGGGGACAUUUUGUUGAGUGGCACCAAGAGCAGCUGAUCAAACGAGCCUCCUUGGUGGAUGAAGUUCUGGCUCUGCUGUAUGGAGAUGUGCUGGACAAUGAGCAAUACAUGGAAAUCUGUACUGAGCCGGGGAAGAUGCGGAAGCUGUACGAGCUGGUGCCAAACUGGGACACAGAGCGCAAGGACCGGCUCUACCAGGCACUGAAGGAAACAAACCGAGCCCUCAUCGACAAACUGGAGGUGCCGCUCUGUCCAGAGGAACAUUUUGUGAAGCGGCACCGAGAACAACUAAUUCAACGAGUCUCCUCAGUGGACAAAGUCCUGGGCCUGCUACGUGGGGAUGUGCUGAACUAUAAGCAAUACCAGAGCAUCUCAUCUGAGAGAUCUGACCUGGAGAGAAUGCGGAAGCUGUUCGAGCUGGUGCCAAGCUGGGACACGCUACACAAGGAUCGGCUUUACCAGGCACUGACCAUAACAAAUCGAGCCCUCAUUGAAGAGCUAGAAGGGGAACAUUUUGUCAAGCAGCACCAAAAGCAGCUGAUACAGCAAGUCUCUCGGGUGGACGAGGUCCUGGCUCUGCUCCACGGGGAUGUACUGGAUGAUGAGCAGUACCGGAGCAUCAGAACCGACCCAGUGAGGAUGCGGAAGCUGUACAAGCUGGUGCCCAGCUGGGACUCAUGGCGCAAGGACCAGCUCUACCAGGCACUGAAAGCAACAGACGGAGCCCUCAUCGAGGAGCUGGAAGGUGCUGAUGGCUGGGACCAGGAGUUAUCUGCACUAAAAACCAGUGCAGGAGCUACAGGAGAACAUUUUGUUGAACGGCACCAAAAGCAGCUGAUCGAACGAGUCUCCUCGGUGGACAAAGUCCUGGAUCUGCUCCGCAGGGAUGUACUGGAGCCUGAGAUGUACCGGAGCCUCAGAACCAACCCGGAGACCAUGCGGAGGCUGUAUGAACUGGUGCAGACCGGGGACAGAAGGUUGAAGGACAGGCUGUACCAGACACUGAAGAAAAGAAACAGAGCCCUGGUUGAAGAGCUAGAGGGGGAACAUUUUGUUGACCGGCACCGAGAGCAGCUGAUCCAGCGAGUCUCCAAUAUGGACAAAGUCUUGUUGCAGGUCACAACAAAGCCUGGGCAAUGCGGGAGCAUCAGAACUGAGGACACGGACUCAGAGAAGAUGCGAAAGCUGUAUGAGCUGGUGCCGAGCUGGAACAGAGAAUGCAAGGACCGACUCCACAAGUUGCUGAAGGAAACGAACUGAGCCCUCAUCAAAGAACUGGAGGAGGGGCACUUUGUCGACUGGCACCGAGAGCAGCUGAUCCAGCGAGCCUCCAAUGUGGAAGCUCUGUGCGGGAAAGUGCUGAGCACUGAGCAAUGCCAGAGCAUUGUAACUGACCCACUGAAGAUGU